GUUUGCGGAAGUCCCUGGUCAACGCUACCUGGCCCGCCCUGUUGCGCUGUCUGCCCUUGAGGCCAUUAGUCAGGAUGUGGAGCGGUACUUCUGAGAAGCAGUCCUGGAGGAACAGCAGUCAGAACCCUUCUCUGUGUCUUAUCCAUAGUCUUGACCACAUCGUGAUGACUGUGAAGAGCAUCAGAGAAACCAUCAGGUUUUAUUCCAAGAUACUGGGCAUGGAAGUCAUGACUUUUAAGGGAGAUCGGAAAGCAUUAUGUUUUGGAAACCAGAAAUUUAAUCUUCAUGAGGUGGGAAAGGAAUUUGAACCCAAAGCAGCUAAUCCAAUUCCUGGUUCCUUAGACAUCUGUUUGAUCACAGAAGUACCUUUGGAGAAAGUGAUCCAGCAUCUCCAGGCUUGUGAUGUCCCCAUUGAGGAGGGCCCUGUCCCUAGAACGGGGGCAAAAGGGCCCAUUAUGUCCAUCUACUUCCGAGACCCAGAUGGAAAUUUGAUUGAGGUGUCCAACUAUAUCUCCUGUGACUGAAGCUGGUGCCACUCCAUUCUGUGCCCUGGGAAGUCACCCUCUUUCUUCUCGCCUGCAAACCCUCACCUAGAACCAGGGGCCUCUGAGGACUGGUCACUUAAGUAGGCAUUUCAAACAUUCAUUCUUGUGGGGUCACCUUAAAUGUGUUUGAUUCUCCCCCCAGACAACUCCACAUCCUCUAUUUCAGCUGCCCCCCAAAUAAAUCACUGGGUUAUCAGGA
Molecule: messenger RNA, 744 nt
Organism: Sorex fumeus (smoky shrew)
Lineage: Eukaryota; Metazoa; Chordata; Mammalia; Eulipotyphla; Soricidae
Gene: GLOD5
Product: glyoxalase domain containing 5
Exons: 4
Coding region: 75-524 (149 amino acids)
Source: RefSeq, a predicted model, not a curated record